Angiostrongylus costaricensis is the source of this 1257-nucleotide messenger RNA. Lineage: Eukaryota; Metazoa; Nematoda; Chromadorea; Rhabditida; Metastrongylidae. The record is from the annotation of a GenBank genome assembly.
AUGGAAGAUUUGCCGGCGCCCGCUCGAGUCACUCAACGAUCAACGGGACUACAGGUGAUACAGUGCUCACAAGGUCAGCUACAGCCACAACAGCCCUGUCCUCCAGGUGCGGUUUUUACACCUCAACAACGGGAGUGCUUCCCUACCCAGCGACCUGCUCAGUUUUCUAUGAAUGCUGUCCAUCCGGUCGCCAAUGAUUUAGACCACAGUUACUCGCGAACUUUCAACUACUGGGAAGAUCCGAGCGUUGUCACUUCAUCACAAAAUAUGAUGUUCUCCGUAAGCCAGUAUGGGCUUCAAGACCAGGCCAUGUUUCGAAACUCACGCGUCCAGCAAAGUUCAAAGGUUGUUCGGCAUGUCGCAGUUCCUCUCACACGGCCAGAUCAUGGUUAUCCCAAUGAAGUCCAGCCACAAGUCAGAUACCGUACUCUACGAGGAGCCAUUAGUCAUGGUGUGCAAUGCAACGGAGAUCCAGAGUGCAUGCAAUGCGAACGAAUCGAGAUCCCUCACCUUUACAAUAAUUCUAUGAAUAGGGAACCUACCGUAUUCAUGUCAGCACCGCCCAUCUGUGAACAAGAACCGCGGAAACGGAAAUGGUGGAUGGAACUGAAGCUGCUGGUAAUUUCUCGCAUGGAAAACAAGGGCGUCGUAAGAGAAGACUGACUUAGCAGACGGAAGAAACUUAAAUCGGAUGGCGAUGGAGUAGGUGUCCUACCAGGAGAAUCAAAUACAAGUAAACCAGCAGCUCUAUCGACACAUGGCGAGCUAUUGAAGCAAAAGAGGAGGAAUAUGGCAUUUCCCAAAGGUACUUUCCUGAUUCGAUAUGCAGAUCUGGAUAGCGAUCAAUACGCUGGCCAUAUUUGGCUCGUUGACAAUCAUCAAUUACUGCAGAAGUACACAUAUGAUGGAAUAGAUGCUUCGAAUGCUAGAGUUUUUAGUCGCACUGAAAGGUACAGUGGAUGGCUAUGCGAUCGUCCAUGGCUUUACCAUCCGCUUCCUGGUGUCAAAAGUGUCAUGGGAAAUAAGGAAAAGGUAUCGAUCACGGACCAUCCAACGAGAGCUGAACUAUUCGCACGAAGAGAUGCUGAGAGCAAGAAAGCACUAGAGAAAGCAUCAGAACAAAUGGAGGCCAUAGGAGAGACAAGAGCUUCAGGUCGUAGACAUUCUGAUGAAGAAUGCAAACAGGAGACACCAAUUAAGGAAGAGUUUGCUGAUGAACUGCCCUUUUUCACGAUGGACGAACCUAAUAUUACAUAG